Molecule: messenger RNA, 4066 nt
Organism: Parus major (Great Tit)
Lineage: Eukaryota; Metazoa; Chordata; Aves; Passeriformes; Paridae
Gene: NAA15
Product: N-alpha-acetyltransferase 15, NatA auxiliary subunit
Exons: 20
Coding region: 200-2797 (865 amino acids)
Biological process (GO): N-terminal peptidyl-methionine acetylation
Cellular component (GO): cytoplasm; NatA complex
Molecular function (GO): protein-N-terminal amino-acid acetyltransferase activity; protein binding
Source: RefSeq, a predicted model, not a curated record
GACCGGAGGAGCCUGGAAGGGCUCGGAGCGGCCGGGAAGGGCCGGGCCCGCGGCGGCGCGGGCGGCAGGCGGCGGGAGCAACUAUACUCCUGCGGGGAGGCUCACGGCGGUGGCGGCCGAGCGGCGGGGACGGGACGUAGCCGGCCCGCCCACUCACUCUCCUCCUCGGAACCCCUCGGUGGAGCCGGCGGCGGGGAGGAUGCCGUCUGUGAGCCUGCCGCCCAAGGAGAACGCGCUCUUCAAGCGCAUUCUGAGGUGUUAUGAACAUAAGCAGUACAGAAAUGGGCUGAAGUUCUGUAAACAGAUCCUUUCCAAUCCCAAGUUUGCAGAACAUGGAGAAACCUUGGCAAUGAAGGGACUAACACUGAACUGUCUAGGGAAGAAAGAGGAAGCUUAUGAACUUGUGCGCAGAGGCCUAAGGAAUGACUUGAAGAGUCAUGUCUGUUGGCAUGUCUAUGGCCUUCUUCAGAGGUCAGACAAGAAGUAUGAUGAAGCUAUCAAAUGCUAUAGAAAUGCACUGAAAUGGGACAAAGACAAUCUUCAAAUCUUGAGAGACCUUUCUCUACUACAGAUUCAAAUGAGGGAUCUUGAAGGUUACAGGGAAACAAGAUACCAGUUGCUUCAGCUCCGACCUGCACAACGAGCAUCAUGGAUUGGUUAUGCCAUUGCUUACCAUCUACUGGAAGACUAUGAAAUGGCAGCAAAAAUUUUAGAGGAAUUUAGGAAGACACAGCAGACAUCACCUGACAAAGUGGACUACGAGUACAGUGAACUGCUGCUCUAUCAAAAUCAAGUCCUCCGGGAAGCAGGGCUAUAUAAAGAAGCUUUGGAGCAUCUUUGUACCUAUGAAAAGCAGAUCUGUGAUAAACUGGCUGUUGAAGAAACUAAAGGAGAACUCCUGCUUCAGCUUGGCAGACUUGAAGAAGCAGUUGAAGUCUACAAGGGACUGCAAGAAAGAAAUCCUGAAAACUGGUCUUACUACAAAGGCUUAGAAAAGGCACUUAAGCCAGCUAAUAUGAUGGAGAGACUAAAGAUCUAUGAAGAGGCCUGGACUAAAUACCCAAGGGGACUAGUUCCAAGAAGAUUACCAUUAAACUUUUUGUCUGGUGAAAAGUUUAAGGAAUGUCUGGACAAGUUUUUAAGGAUGAAUUUCAGCAAAGGUUGCCCACCAGUCUUCAAUACUUUGAGGUCAUUAUAUAAAGACAAGGAGAAGGUUGUAAUCAUAGAAGAGCUCGUGAUAGGUUAUGAAACCUCUCUAAGAAGCUGCAGGUUAUUUAACCCAAAUGAUGAUGGUAAAGAAGAACCUCCAACCACUUUACUCUGGGUCCAGUAUUAUUUGGCUCAACAUUAUGAUAAGAUUGGACUGCCAUCCCUUGCUCUAGAAUAUAUAAAUGCUGCUAUAGAAAGUACUCCCACUUUGAUAGAACUCUUCCUUGUGAAGGCAAAAAUCUAUAAGCAUGCUGGAAAUAUUAAAGAAGCUGCAAGGUGGAUGGAUGAGGCUCAGGCUUUGGACACAGCAGACAGAUUUAUCAAUUCCAAAUGUGCAAAAUAUAUGUUGAAAGCAAACUCCAUUAAAGAAGCGGAAGAAAUGUGUUCUAAGUUUACGCGGGAAGGAACCUCGGCAGUAGAGAACCUUAAUGAAAUGCAGUGCAUGUGGUUUCAGACAGAAUGCGCACAAGCCUACAAGGCAAUGAACAAAUUUGGAGAAGCACUUAAGAAAUGCCAUGAAAUUGAGAGACAUUUUGUAGAAAUCACGGAUGACCAGUUUGACUUCCAUACUUACUGUAUGAGGAAGAUCACCCUUAGGUCUUAUGUGGACUUGUUAAAACUAGAAGAUGUUCUUCGACAACAUCCCUUCUACUUCAGAGCAGCACGGAUUGCCAUAGAGAUCUAUUUGAAACUUCAUGAUAAUCCCUUAACAGAUGAAAAUAAAGAACAUGAGGCUGAUACAGCAAAUAUGUCUGAUAAGGAGCUAAAGAAGCUACGAAAUAAGCAGAGAAGAGCUCAGAAGAAAGCACAGCUGGAGGAGGAGAAGAAAAAUGCUGAGAAGGAGAAGCAACAGAGGAAUCAGAAAAAGAAGAAGGAUGAUGAUGAUGAAGAAAUUGGAGGACCGAAAGAGGAACUUAUCCCUGAGAAGCUGGCAAAGGUUGAAGCACCUUUGGAAGAAGCCAUUAAAUUUUUAAUACCCCUGAAGAAUUUAGUGAAGAACAAAAUAGAGACUCAUCUUUUUGCCUUUGAGAUUUAUUUUCGAAAAGAGAAGUUCCUUCUGAUGCUUCAGUCUGUAAAGAGAGCCUUUGCUAUUGAUUCUAGUCAUCCUUGGCUUCAUGAGUGUAUGAUUCAUCUCUUCAGCAGUGUAUCUGAAAGUAAGGAUCUGCCUGAUGCUGUUAGAACAGUGUUAAACCAAGAAAUGAAUCGACUUUUUGGAGCAACUAAUCCAAAGAACUUCAAUGAAGCUUUCCUUAAAAGGAACUACGACUCACUGCCACAUAGGUUAUCAGCUGCCAAAAUGAUGUACUAUUUAGAUCCUUCCAGUCAGAAAAGGGCAGUUGAACUGGCAAUGACCCUGGAUGAAUCCCUUAUUAACAGAAAUCUUCAGACUUGUAUGGAGGUAUUAGAAGCUUUAUGUGAUGGUAGCCUUGGAGACUGUAAAGAAGCAUCUGAAACUUACAGAGCAAAUUGUCAUAAGCUUUUCCCUUAUGCUUUGGCUUUCAUGCCCCCUGGAUAUGAAGAGGAUAUGAAGAUCACAGUUAAUGGAGAUAGUUCCGCAGAACCUGAAGAACUGGCCAAUGAAAUAUGAACAACUUUAUUGGAAAAAAAUGAUGUUGGACCAUAUCUGGUGUAUUAAUAUUUUUGUCACGCACCUGCUGUAUUGUUCUAACUUACACAAAGAACAGAAGGAAAAAAACUGUUGCCUUCAAAGUUUUACUUUUUUUUUAUCCUGCUGACAAAGUAUAUAUAUAAAAUAUCUAACAUAUUACUGGUUAUAGGUUGUUUGGUUUCUUAAAAAUGAAAAGCUGCUAAAAUUGAAAAAAAGGAAAAGAUAAACAACCCUCUUCCUCACCUACCCAUCCAUGUUUUUAAACUAAUUUAUAUGAGACCUGGAGGUGUGUAGCCCUCAGAGCAGGUGUGUGGCAGAAAUAUUAACUUUAAAUUUGUCUUGUGAGAUUACUGUUAUCUCAGACAGCAAAACUGCUGUUUUAGCACUGGAUUCUUCUGGAUUCACUGAGCACAAAGAGUUGAUGGGGCUUUAGCAUCUGACUGAUUUUGAUACAGGGGAUGAUUGUGUCCAUAGGAAGUAUGCAGUGCGAAUCAGAAUAUACAGAGAAACCUGCAACAUACUUAUGUUGGGGUGCUUGGACAUAUGGAUAUCAAGCAGAAUUAAGAAACAUAGUGUGUUCAAUAAGCUUGUUGUGUCUCUGAAAUUCACUGUACACGAUCAGUUUGGUGUUCUCGCGCCACAGUUUUUACCUGAAGGAGCCACUUAAAAAUGGUCUCUCUUGGAAUUAAACUUGGGGUAGGGAGAGGAGAGUCAACAUUGAUGCUCUUGAGAUGAACCUAUUGGCAUAGGUUGGCCAAACUUUUUAAAACUGUAAGGCAAGAAUCAAAUAAAAUUAUGCACUGUGAUGUGGCACCAGUUAGAAAGAUCGCAUGCAUUUUUCAUGUAGAGUGAAAACAAAAUGAGAACAUACUAUGGCUUGAAGUUGCAGAGAGGGAAACGCCUGGCUACCAUUUUGACUGAUCAAGAGACUAAUAGAUUAAAACCUCAGCAGGCCUUGUUCACGUUAUGCAGAAAAAAAAAAGAAAAAAAAAAUGUGCUGCAGUUUAGAUACCUCUGGAACUUUUCCACAGUGUCACAGGUUUGUAAUACUUGAAGCCCUACAUUUCUAAGAAUAUAUUUCUUGCUCAGUUGUUUCAGGCAAGCCCAAGACUUUGUAACUUUCAAGGGGCCCAAGACUUUUUUUUUUUCAAUAACAGACCAGCUUCUUAUUCCUGCAGUUACAGAUGUAAUUUCCUUUGUCAAACAUAAGGUACCAAAUAUAAUGCAAUAAAAUGUUUUGAAAAACAA